AUGUCUCCCUUGCGGCUGCAGCAGAUUCACUGGAUCUUGUCCUUUGUGGCCCACGGGUUGCAGGAGGAGAAGGGAAUGUCUGACGGAGGAAUCUUUGAAUAUUCAGAUGGUCCUAAUGCGCAAGGAAUGAAUGCUGAGGAGCAAGCCUUCCGAUUCUCAGCUAACAUUAUCAAUAGGAACAGAACUUUGUUACCGAACACGACCUUAACAUACGAUAUCCAGAGGAUACAUUUUCAUGAUAGCUUUGAAGCCACUAAAAAAGCCUGCGACCAGCUUGCGCUUGGGGUUGUAGCAAUAUUUGGGCCUUCCCAGGGCUCUUGUACCAAUGCCGUCCAGUCCAUUUGCAAUGCACUGGAAGUGCCCCAUAUACAGCUGCGCUGGAAGCAUCAUCCUUUGGAUAACAAGGACACUUUCUAUGUUAACCUUUACCCGGACUAUGCCUCUCUCAGCCAUGCCAUUUUGGACCUUGUACAGUACCUGAAGUGGAGGUCAGCAACCGUGGUAUAUGACGACAGCACAGGUCUCAUUCGAUUGCAAGAGCUGAUCAUGGCCCCAUCACGAUACAACAUUCGCUUGAAAAUCCGCCAGCUGCCCCUGGACACGGACGACGUCCGGCCCUUGCUGAAGGAAAUGAAGAGGGGUCGGGAGUUCCGCAUCAUCUUUGACUGCACCCACACAAUGGCUGUGCUCAUCCUCAAACAGGCCAUGGCGAUGGGGAUGAUGACCGAAUACUACCACUACAUCUUCACCACACUGGACCUUUAUGCAUUAGAUCUGGACCAAUAUCGCUACUCUGGGGUGAAUCUGACUGGCUUCCGGAUCUUGAAUGUGGAGAACCCCCAUGUGUCUGCCAUCGCUGAAAAGUGGGCCACGGAAAGAUUGCAGGUGGCCCCCAAGCCGGAACCCGGGUUGAUUGCCGGCGUGAUGAUGACAGAUGCUGCCCUGUUGUAUGACGCAGUCCACAUUGUCUCUGUGUGCUAUCAAAGGGCCCCCCAGAUGACGGUCAACUCCCUCCAGUGCCAUCGGCAUAAAGCAUGGCGGUUUGGUGGGCGCUUCAUGAAUUUUAUCAAGGAGGCCCAGUGGGAAGGCUUAACAGGGCGCAUCGUCUUCAACAAGACCAGCGGGCUGCGGACAGAUUUUGACUUGGACAUUAUCAGUCUCAAAGAAGACGGGCUGGAAAAGGUUGGAGUGUGGAGCCCUUCUGAUGGACUGAAUAUCACUGAAACCUCCCGAAGGCAGGGGCCCAACGUUACGGAUUCCCUGACUAACAGAUCCCUGAUUGUCACUACAGUUCUGGAGGAACCCUUCAUCAUGUUCCGCAAGUCUGACACAGUCCUCUCUGGGAACGACCGCUUUGAAGGGUAUUGCAUUGACCUUCUUAAGGAGUUGUCCCACAUCCUUGGCUUUAUGUAUGACAUCCGGUUGGUGGAGGACGGGAAAUACGGAGCCCAGGAUGAGAAAGGGCAGUGGAAUGGCAUGAUCCGAGAGCUAAUAGAUCAUAAAGCUGACCUGGCCGUUGCACCGCUGACCAUCACUCACAUCCGGGAAAAAGCAAUAGACUUCUCCAAGCCCUUCAUGACUUUGGGGAUCAGCAUUCUCUACCGGAAGGCCAACGGGACCAAUCCCAGCGUCUUCUCUUUCCUCAACCCACUCUCCCCUGACAUAUGGAUGUACAUCCUCCUUGCAUAUCUGGGAGUCAGCUGUGUACUCUUUGUGAUUGCCAGGUUCAGCCCUUAUGAAUGGUACGAUGCCCACCCGUGCAACCCAGGUUCCGACGUAGUUGAGAAUAACUUCACCCUCCUCAACAGUUUCUGGUUUGGAAUGGGAGCGCUGAUGCAGCAAGGUUCUGAGCUGAUGCCAAAAGCACUCUCCACACGCAUCAUUGGGGGCAUCUGGUGGUUCUUCACCCUCAUCAUCAUCUCUUCCUACACGGCAAACCUGGCUGCCUUCUUGACUGUGGAGAGAAUGGAGUCCCCAAUCGACUCAGCCGAUGAUCUGGCCAAGCAAACCAAAAUUGAAUAUGGAGCAGUGAAGGAUGGGGCUACCAUGACCUUCUUCAAGAAAUCCAGGAUCUCUACUUUUGAAAAGAUGUGGGCAUUCAUGAGCAGCAAGCCUUCUGCUCUUGUGAAGAAUAACGAGGAAGGGAUCCAGCGCACCCUCACCUCUGACUACGCUCUGCUGAUGGAAUCCACCACCAUUGAAUACAUCACUCGAAGAAACUGCAACCUGACUCAGAUUGGGGGACUGAUUGACACCAAAGGCUAUGGGAUUGGCACACCCAUGGGUUCGCCGUACCGAGACAAGAUCACCAUAGCAAUCCUCCAGCUCCAGGAGGAAGCCAAGCUGCACACCAUGAAGGAGAAAUGGUGGCGGGGCAAUGGCUGCCCGGAGGAAGAGAGCAAAGAAGCCAGUGCCCUUGGGAUUCAGAACAUUGGUGGACUCUUUAUUGUCUUGGCAGCUGGGCUGGUCCUGUCUGUGUUUGUAGCCACAGUGGAGUUUAUCUAUAAGCUACGCAAGACAGCAGAGCGCGAGCAGCGCUCCUUCUGCAGUGCCAUGGCUGAUGAAAUCCGCCUGUCGCUUACCUGCCACCGGCGAGUGAAACACAAGGCACAGCCCCCUGUCCUGGUGAAGACGGAUGCAGUGAUCAACAUGCACACGUUCAAUGACCGGCGGCUACCCGGCAAAGACAACAUGACCUGCAACACGGGCCUGACACCCGUGUUCCCAUAA
Messenger RNA from Eublepharis macularius, 2730 nucleotides. RefSeq names its product glutamate ionotropic receptor kainate type subunit 3 (gene GRIK3). Gene Ontology annotation, biological process: modulation of chemical synaptic transmission; synaptic transmission, glutamatergic; monoatomic ion transport. Lineage: Eukaryota; Metazoa; Chordata; Lepidosauria; Squamata; Eublepharidae. Gene Ontology annotation, cellular component: plasma membrane; postsynaptic membrane; kainate selective glutamate receptor complex. The coding region runs from base 1 to 2730 and encodes 909 amino acids. The transcript is spliced from 16 exons. Gene Ontology annotation, molecular function: kainate selective glutamate receptor activity; transmitter-gated monoatomic ion channel activity involved in regulation of postsynaptic membrane potential. The record is from RefSeq and is a predicted model, not a curated record.